Messenger RNA from Durotheca rogersii, 1650 nucleotides. RefSeq names its product putative amino acid permease. Gene Ontology annotation, biological process: transmembrane transport. Gene Ontology annotation, cellular component: membrane. The transcript has 7 exons. NCBI's taxonomy places the organism in Eukaryota, Fungi, Ascomycota, Sordariomycetes, Xylariales, Xylariaceae. The record is from RefSeq and is a predicted model, not a curated record. Gene Ontology annotation, molecular function: transmembrane transporter activity. The coding region runs from base 1 to 1650 and encodes 549 amino acids.
AUGAAUGCGGCAAGACUCACGUCGGAUCAGCUGCGUCAGCGCGUCCUGUCCAAUACAGGAACAGACGGGCGUCUGCUGAACGCGGCGUUUGACCUCGAUGCGAGGACGGUCGCCAUCCUCAGCAAGCGACACCAGAUCAGCAAAAGCUUCGGCUUCACGUCGAUGCUGAGCUUCUCCACGACCGUGCUCGUCUCGUGGGAGGCCUUCGCAGUGACCUUUCAGGGUGGAUUGAUGAACGGCGGGCCUUCUACCCUAGUAUACGGAUUGAUCUUCUCCUUCUUGGGAUCCCUAGCUACGGCGGCCUCGCUGGCCGAAAUGGCAUCGAUUUCUCCCACCUCGGGAGGGCAGUAUCACUGGGUGGCGCUAUUAGCGCCGGCCCGUUUCGCGAUCCUCUUCAGCUGGUUUGCCGGAUGGAUCACGGCGUUCAUGCGAAUCGCGGUAACGGCCAGCGUCGCAUUCCUUGCGGCGACGAUGAUCCAGGGGCUCGUCAUCUUGAACUACCAACAAACCUACCACCCGGAGCAAUGGCACGGCACGCUGAUGUACUGGGCCGUUACCCUCAUCAUCGUGUUCAUCAACAUAUUUGGCAUCCGGAUCUUCCCCUACCUCGAGACCCUGGCCCUUAUCCUCCACGUCAUCUUCUUUUUCUGCAUCCUCGUGCCCCUGGUGCACCUGGCUCCACGGAGCUCGUCUGAGUUCGUGUUCCGCUCGUUCGCGAACAAUGGCGGUUGGAGUAGCGACGGCGUUUCGUGGUGCAUUGGCCUCUUGACUUCUACGUACGCCUUCUCCGGCGUUGACGGUGCUUCGCAUAUGGCCGAGGAAGUGGACAACGCGGCAGUUGUGGUUCCGAGGACCAUGAUAUGGAGCAUUAUUAUCAGUGGGGUGCUAUGUUUCGGGAUGAGCAUAGCGAUUCUUUUCUGUAUCGGCGAUGUGGACGCGGCCUUGAACACACCGACUGGAUUUCCCAUCAUCGAGAUCUUCUUCAACGCUACCAAUUCGUACGCAGCGACCAACGCCAUGGUUUCGGCAUUGAUCAUAUCUAUAUUCUUCUCCGCUCUGGGCCUUCUCGCCUCAUCGUCUCGGCUCCUCUGGGCCUUUGCCCGCGACGAUGGGCUACCGUUUCCACGUUACUUCUCACACGUUGACAGUCGCUUCGGCAUCCCGGUCCGCGCCGUCUUAUGGAGUGCUGUCAUCAUCAUGAUCCUAGGAUUAAUCAACCUCGGGUCGACGACGGCGUUCAACGCGAUGGUAUCGCUUGCCCUGCUCGGGCAAUACACAACCUACGUGCUACCGACCAUCUUCAUACUGGCACGACGCGUGCGCCCCGGGAAGAAUAUCCCUUUCGGCCCGUGGGAGCUGGGCCGGUGGGGGGUCCCGAUCAACGUGUUCACCAUCGCCUUCUCGUUCCUAACGAUCGCGUUCAACGUCUUGCCGCCUUCUUUCCCCGUCAAUGCGACGAAUAUGAACUACGCCGGCGUGGUGUUCGGGGCGGCGCUGAUCAUCUGUACCGCGUUGUGGUUCCUCAUGGGGCAGAAACAUUACGCCGGUCCAAUAAAGGAGGUGAUGCAGAACGGAAACAUACGGUCAGCACUCCUGAACCGCGAGAUCGCGCCUACACAUAAGCAUGACUCGAAAUAUGGAGCGGUCUAG